ACAUUCUAGUAGUCGUCAGUCUCAAUUUAGUCGAGUUGAGUUGCACACUUCACAUCUGUCUUGAUAUUACCGUCCGGUGUUGUUGCGUUGAUAUUUUUAUUGUGGUUGUUUUAAAAAUCGAUUCCGGUCAUAAUGACGUCGAGUUAUUUGAUUCUGUCACUUCUACUAGUCUCUGCCCUUUUGGGGGGCUCAUCGGCUGUAGGUGCUUUAGCUACUGAAACUGUACAACCUAACAGUGACCAUGGCUUGCCUGACUCUGCCAAGAGCGUAUCAACAGCAAAUGCUGCAGUGCAGCCUUUGGCUGCUACUGACACUCCAUCAGUGCUGCCUCAAUCUUCACCUACUUUGACUCCUGCUCAUGCAGCCGCUGAUCCUAAUACCACAACGACUACUGUGGCACCACCUCCAACUCCAGCUCCAUCCCCUAACACCACCACUUCAACUGUGAAGCCAACCCCCCCUCCUACCACCACCACCACUUCAACUCAGGCACCACCCCCUCCUACCCCAGCUCCAUCCCCUAACACCACCACUUCAACAGUGAAGCCAACACCUCCUACCACCACCAGUACAACUCAGGCGCCACCUCCUCCUCCUCCUCCAACCCCAUCCCCUAACACCACCACUUCAACUGUGAAGCCAACACCCCCUCCUACUCCUACUCCAACUCCAACCCCAUCCCCUAACACUACUACUUCAACUGUGCCACCAUCCCCUCCAACCCCAGCUCCAAACACCACAACAACCACUCCUAAACCGACUCCAACUCCUACACCUGCCCCUGCUCCCAUCACAACCACCCCAGCCAGUAAAUCUCGUCACUUUGAUGGCCCCAGCUUCAUUGGUGGCAUCGUCUUGGCUCUUGGAAUGAUGGCGAUUGCCUUUGUGGCAUGGAAGUUUUACCAAGCCAGGCAGCGCAGCUACCAUACGCUAUCUAACUUUGGAGACUCCUCUGUCAUUUGAGAAUGGUGUCAAAUUAAACUGAACUCACUAUUGUUGUCAAGCAAGUGGUUCAGCGUAAGUAUUGGCACCAUUAGUAUAAGGUGUGCUUUGAAUGGCCACUCUGACUCUUUGCAUUGAGUACUUUAAAGUGCUUCUUCUGCUUAAAAUUGUGAUUUUUGCUUCUAUUUUUUUUUCAAAUAUUUUGUUUGUUAUUUUUCAAGAAGCUUGAGAGUGAUAAUUAGCUAUUCAAAGCUUUUAGUCCUAUGGACAUUUAGCAUUCUUAGAAUCGGUCAUUGUUUUUUUUUUUUUCUUUUUGAAUGACUGCACUGCACUUGAUGUUAGUCCUACCUCCUUACAAUUAUUUGUAAUGAUCUGUGUGAUAUGUCUCUUUAAAAUAUGUCAAUGGGGAGCUGGGGUUAUUGGUUGGAGUUCAUUCUGUUUAUUUAGUAAAACUUUAGAGUGAACGGGACAGAUGAUGCAUGGUGCGAUUCAUUAGGAAACGAAUUUUAGAUGACAUGGGAGCUGUGUGGACAACUCAUUAUUUUGUGGUGUCUCACUUUGACUCCAGCUCCUGAAAGACUGAUGUUACUUAGAACUUAACUGGAUCUACUUAUUGAUUACAGCCAUGAUGUGUUUUCCUACUUAUUAAUCUCUUUUUGCGUUUGUAAACUUUGACUCCACUAUCUUUCUUUCUUUUUUUUUUUUUUUUUAUAAUAUUUCUUUUAGUCAUGUGAUCUUGUGUUGCACUUUUGUUUGAGUUUAACUUUCGUGACUUGUUUCUGAAAACAAAAAUAUUGUAUUAUUCUAACUAUGUAUUAUAACAUAAGCAUUGUGAUCUUCAGGGUUUGCUCUUUGGUAUAUUUUAUGUACCACUGUCCAUGUACUCAUCUACGAAUCUGUUUGGUGACUCCUCCAACAGUUCAGAAUCAAAGAUUGUUUGAUCUCCCGGAAGUAACUAUCAAAUUGGGUAUUUUAGAUCGUAACAAUUGACAUACAAAUUUGACCUGUGUUUACUAUAUUGUUGGUAUUACUCUUUGGCUGUCCAUAAUAGAUAAAUAUGAUUACUUUUAUCUUAUUUGACCAAACAAUUUACUGUAGGGACUUCAGAUCUGAUCUUGCUGGUAGUUUAAUGCAAUCUAUGUUUUUGAAGUUGCAGUUUUUUUUGUGCUGCCAGCAAACAAAUGUUUUGUUUAAAAGUAAAUUUUGUACUCAAAAAUUCUCAUUUUAUACAUGUACAGGCUCUAUGGAACGUGUUAAAUAGUAAACUGUGCUAGCAGAUGUACAGCUGCAUCUCAUUUAGUUGGGUAUUGUGAGGUGCAAGAUAACUUUAUAUUUUCUUGUCUGUAUUCUAGAUAUUUUUUUCUUAUUUCUCUUUUCACUAUCCUAGAUUAGCAAUGUUUUCUUUGUUAUGUUAUGUGAUUGUUUCAUUUUCAAUUAGUGCCAUGCACCUUCUCAAUGUUUACCUCUUUGCUCUUGACAAUAAAUCAAUCAGCAUUUCUUCACUUGCAAAUGCAGAUUUUUAAGCGCCUCUAUGUGCAAGGCAAACAAUUUCCUUAACCUAUGAUUGCAUGCAAUCAACUGCAUUUGAAGCAGUUAUGGUAUUCUGCUUUUUAUUGUUAUGUAGUUCAGUGGUGCAGGUGAUUUCUCUUCAUUUAAUUGUGAAGCACAAUAUUUUUGUGCUGUUGCUAGUCUUAAGCUAUUAUUACAGCUUUACCCACUAAAUAGUUAGGGCUUUGAGUUGUUUUGGUUUUGGAAGUCUGUUUGACCUUAUCAUGUCUUUUCAUGAUCAUCUGACCAAGAUUUUUUGUGUCAGAUCUGACUAUAGAUGCUUAUUGAUUAGACACAUUAUUGAACGUUAUUUUGUUAAUGCAUAGUUUGUAUCGGUGAACAUUGACUUGUACCACAUGAUUUACUUUUCUGUGUGUGUAUGUGAGAGUGUGUCCUGCUCAACAAAAUCAGUUAUAAGGUUUUAUUUCCCACAUCAGGAAAUAUGGUAUGGUCAGUGAUGUGGCUUACUGCACUCUGUGCUUCGAUGGGCGGUUGAAAUUGAAGGGCUCGUUCUUAGCCUGGUGAAGUUAAUUUCCUCCACUUAGGCAUCACACAUUUUGUGUGAGACCACUAUUAUCUCCAUAAAGAUACCAUUAUUUGACUAGUGAUGUUAGAGAAAAAAUCAUAUGUAUUGUUAAAAGGUGGGUUAUCCCAACCCACAUAUCCAAGUAUGAUAUUGUUUUGUUAAUCCAAUUCAUUUUGAUUUCGUAUUAUUUUACGUUCAAUGCUUAUGUUCUAAACUCUUAAUGUAUUGGUAUCUGUCUUGCUCCAGGUACAAUCACAUGGAUAUUUUAAUGACUCAACAAAAUGUCAUGAGCACAAUUGCCUCUUCAAGGCCUAACCAAAAGAGCAAAGUUUGAUUUAUUUUGGUGGUUACUGGAAAUUUUAAGAAUAGUGUCUAUUUUAGUUGCUACAGCAGUAUCUUUUUAAGCUAGCGGAUUCAGUUGCCCAUGGAUGGCCUGAGUUUUAUAAAAUAGGGGUAGUUUAUUAUGUGGCGGCGUGUUCCCACCAGAGCAUGAUGUGUUGGCAUUUUCUUGCCCAUUAAUAUUGAAUGUUGGCAACACAUCAAUCCCUUGCCGUAUUAUCUCAAGACCAUUGAGUGCUUUAUAAGUUGCUAUGAUCAUUCUUUUUGAUGCAAAUUAAAAUUUAAAAAUAAAUCCUCUCAUGCAAGAUGUGGGACGUGAACUUACUUAGGUAAGAAUUGCUGAUAAAGCUACAUUCCUUGUGAAGCUGUGUGUGCAGCCAGACGUGAUAAUCAUGAAGUCAUUUGAGGAGGAUCUAUAUAUAUAUAUAUGAUACCAAAAUAUUUUGAUUAUGUGUAUUCAUUAUGUGAUUGAUGUAUAUUCACAGUUUAAUCCAAAGUGGAAAAGUGUUUGAAUUGAAUAAAGUGAGGAAUUUAUGAA
Thrips palmi is the source of this 3893-nucleotide messenger RNA. RefSeq names its product sialomucin core protein 24-like. NCBI's taxonomy places the organism in Eukaryota, Metazoa, Arthropoda, Insecta, Thysanoptera, Thripidae. Gene Ontology annotation, cellular component: cytoplasmic vesicle. The transcript is spliced from 5 exons. The record is from RefSeq and is a predicted model, not a curated record. Bases 133 to 963 code for a protein of 276 amino acids.